AUGGACGAGGGAUGUUUGAGAGAUGGUCACUUUUUUACUACAUUUAUGAAAAACAAAGUUCUCCGAGUAUAUGAUCCUCCACCAACACUUAGAGAAGAGAGAUUCUAUUUGGAGAAUAGUGAAAACGAUAAGUCAUCAAUAUUGAAUCAACCGCCUUUCCGGAUGCCAAUACAAGGAAAAGAUUUAAUACAGAAAGGCGCAAUUGCAAAAGAUCCAACGUUCAAGGUGGAUUUAUGUGACCGUAAUUGGAAUACAAGCUCAAACUCAGGAACACAUUAUAGCGGUUGCCACAGUCCAAGAUUCUUUCAUAAACAGACAUUGGCUGAUUAUGCUAUCUUUUAUGCGUCAAAGACGUGA
This is a messenger RNA of Ambispora leptoticha, 357 nucleotides long. Lineage: Eukaryota; Fungi; Glomeromycota; Glomeromycetes; Archaeosporales; Ambisporaceae. The record is from the annotation of a GenBank genome assembly.